UCCCUCUCUGUCUCUGUAGAUUUUUUUUGUUUCCGACAGAAGUGUGUUUCUCUUGCUCUGUCUCUCUAGUCUUUGAUCACGUGGGAUCUAAUUUUUGUUUUUAUCAGUUGCUGUAUCCAUCCACAAGUCUUUUUCCCAAUUUGGAAUACUUAUUGUAAUAGCGUCAAAUCUUGAUUCCGAAUCUAUGUAGCUGCCUAAUACAAUUGUUUACGUUCAUUGGGUUUGUUUUAAUGAGAUAAAAGUCGAAGUUGGAGAAAUAACAGAUUAGUGUAAUACCAAUUGUUUUUGAAUUGGAAAUUGAUGAAACUUAACAGGUUGAAUAAUUGGUUAGUUCAUGUUCCUGAGUUUCACAUUUCCAUUUUUUUUGGUAUGUUUCAUAUUCAAAAGUUAUAAAGUUUGGGCAUGUAAUGUCUUUGAUUAGGCUCUAUGUGUGAUCUCACUAUUUUCUUUUGAGCUUAUAAUUGACAUUGUGGCUAUUGCAUUGCUUUACUAGCUUUCGGUUGGCACUGAGUAACAUUUGAUUCACAUUGCUACAGUUCUGUUAUCUCUAACAGAUAUGGAAGUUUGUGGGGACUCUGAUAACUUAAAGAACCGCCCCUUGACUCCACUUAGGAUCCUAAGAGGUCUCAUCAUCCUACUCAUCUACCUCUCAACUGCCUUCAUGUUCCUCGUCUACUUCUCCCCCAUCUUCGCUCUAGCCUUACGUCUCCUUAGCGUACACCAAUCCAGGAAAGCCAUCUCCUUAAUCUUCGGUCACUGGCUAGCUCUCUGGCCUUACCUCUUCGAAACAGUCAACGGAACAUCCAUGGUCUUCUCCGGAGACACCCUUCCCGUAGAGAAACGCGUCCUCCUAAUCGCUAACCACAGGACGGAGGUGGACUGGAUGUAUCUCUGGAACAUCGCCUUGAGAAAAGGCUGUCUCGGCUACAUCAAGUACGUCCUCAAGAGCAGCUUGAUGAGGCUGCCUAUCUUCGGCUGGGGGUUUCAUAUCCUUGAGUUUAUCCCUGUGGAGAGGAACCGUGAGGUCGAUGAGCCUGUUAUGCUUCAAAUGCUUUCCACUUUUAAAGAUCCUCAAGAGCCCUUGUGGCUCGCUCUAUUCCCUGAAGGAACAGACUUCAAUGAAGAGAAGUGUAAGAGAAGCCAAAAGUUUGCAGCUGAGGUUGGUCUUCCAGCGUUAUCAAACGUACUUUUACCAAAAACAAGAGGCUUUAGCGUUUGCUUUGAAGCUCUACAUAACUCUUUGGAUGCAGUAUAUGAUUUGACUAUUGCAUACAAGCCUCGUUGCCCAUCUUUCAUGGACAAUGUAUUUGGGACUGAUCCUUCAGAAGUUCAUAUCCACGUUAGGCGAGUUUUAGCUAAGGAGAUUCCGGCAAAUGAUGCAGAGUGUUCUGCUUGGUUAAUGGAUUCGUUUCAGUUGAAGGACAAACUGUUAUCUGAUUUCAAUGCUCAGGGGCAGUUCCCAAAUCAAAGACAAGGAGGAGAAGAACUCUCUAUUGUGAAAUGCGUUGCAACUUUUGGAGUGGUGAUAUUUUUGACAGGGGUGUUUGUUUAUCUGACCUUGUAUUCACAUAGCUGUUUCAAAGUCUAUGUUGGUCUAAGCUUCGUGUAUUUGUCUUUUGCUACUUAUUACAAGUUUCGGCCCUCACCGUCUGUUGGCUGUUGUAGAGGUGGUUCUAGUAAAGAAGCAAAACAACACUAACUCCUGUUGUACAUUACAAUUUUUUCCUUACACAGAGAAACAAUAUAAACCGUUUACAGGCAGAAAAGAUUUCAAAGCUGCCUUUUUCAUUGUUAA
Molecule: messenger RNA, 1795 nt
Organism: Brassica napus (rape)
Lineage: Eukaryota; Viridiplantae; Streptophyta; Magnoliopsida; Brassicales; Brassicaceae
Product: probable 1-acyl-sn-glycerol-3-phosphate acyltransferase 4
Exons: 2
Coding region: 557-1699 (380 amino acids)
Cellular component (GO): endomembrane system
Molecular function (GO): acyltransferase activity
Source: RefSeq, a predicted model, not a curated record